Molecule: messenger RNA, 705 nt
Organism: Trichomycterus rosablanca
Lineage: Eukaryota; Metazoa; Chordata; Actinopteri; Siluriformes; Trichomycteridae
Gene: mrm2
Product: mitochondrial rRNA methyltransferase 2
Exons: 2
Coding region: 1-705 (234 amino acids)
Biological process (GO): RNA methylation
Cellular component (GO): mitochondrion
Molecular function (GO): rRNA (uridine-2'-O-ribose)-methyltransferase activity
Source: RefSeq, a predicted model, not a curated record
AUGUGGAACAUUUUAUAUGUGCAGACACGCUGGGUUCACAGCUCAGCACGCCUCCUGAAGAAGAGUGGUACUGAACACAGGUGGAUGGUGCGGCAGAUGAGAGAUCCUUUCGUUAAAGCCGCUCAGUCUCAGAAUUACCGCUGCAGGAGCGCAUUUAAACUGCUGGAACUGGAUGAGAAAUACUGCCUACUGAAACCUGGAUUCAGUGUUAUAGACUGCGGUGCUGCACCUGGAGCAUGGAGUCAAGUCGCUGUGCAAAGGGUCAACUCAACUAGGGAAUGGCCAGAUUUACCCACAGGGACUGUAAUUGGAGUAGAUCUGCUGCACAUUGCUCCUUUGGAAGGUGCCAACUUUCUGUCCAACUCGGAUAUUACCAGUCCUACCACUCACACAGAGCUGCAGAGGCUCCUUCCUCAAGCCUAUGCUGAUGUCAUCCUCAGUGACAUGGCACCUAAUGCCACUGGGCACAGGGAGCUGGACCAUGAGAGACUUGUGUUUAUGUGUCUUUCCUUGCUGGAACUGGCACAAAAGUUGCUGCGACCUGGAGGUUCUCUGCUCUGCAAGUACUGGGACGGAGCACUUACACAUAAGCUCAAAGAGGGUCUGACUCGUGCUUUUCAAGACGUGAGGACUGUGAAGCCCAAAGCGAGCAGAAAAGAGUCAGCCGAGCUGUAUUUCCUGGCCAGGACGUUCAGGAAAAUGUAG